AGUAUUAGAAGAAUCCGUCCAGGAAACAUGUCAAAAUUACUAUUUCCUCCUGUCUUUCUCUUCCUGCUGCUGCAAUUGCGGUCAUUCGCCGCUCUGACGCUACGCGGCGCUCAAUGCGGCAGCAAGCGCUGCUCCUUGUUGGAGUCGUGCAGCCAGUACAGCGCCCUCUGCGAACCCUGCAGCAAAAUUUGCGAGUUGGAUUCGCACAAUCACGAGGAGCAGAGGUGCGAGAGGGAUUGUCAGGCAUAUCUUAUGGACCAACGCUAUUUGACAAGAUCUUCGAGUAAUGGAAAUGAUGGUGAUAUUAGAGAGGAAGUUUCGAGACUAAAAGGACAACUCACAGCCACUUUAAUAGUCUGCACCCUCUUGGCUUUGGUAAUUGUUGCAGUUUGUUUAGCAAAAUUCUUCAGGUGCAUGCGAGAUCGAGGACUGUUGAGCAAACAAUGGUUCAGAGAUAGACUGAACUUGAAAAAGAAAUCCCAUUACCCAGAAUCUCCGACUGUGAUGCGAAAUCCGCACGUCCAGAAUGACACACCCGCAGUGACACAAAAAGUGGCGCCAUCUCAAUCUUCGGCUGGUGACCAAUUGACGACACAGUUGAGUACAUUGUCUGCUUCUGGACUGAAAUUGCAGAUGCCACCAGCCGGAUAUCAGAAUGAUUCACCACCUCCUGCUCCGAGUACAAUAGCAUCAGGUUGGAGCACUCCUGGAACAGAAACAUCACAUCUGGCAACACCCAGCAUAGCACCAGGUUCUAAUAACCGGCGUCAUCCUGCAGAGGACUCUGUUUACCAGGCCCGGACUGGAUACGAUAAUAAGGGAUUAAAUUUGACGCCGAGCCCCGAUAAGAAGGAAACGCACGGAUUUUGAGUAUUUAAACGUUGACGG
Molecule: messenger RNA, 888 nt
Organism: Ctenocephalides felis (cat flea)
Lineage: Eukaryota; Metazoa; Arthropoda; Insecta; Siphonaptera; Pulicidae
Exons: 7
Coding region: 28-870 (280 amino acids)
Source: RefSeq, a predicted model, not a curated record